AUGGUAAUAAAUACUGAUCUGGAAGUAUAUAACUGUAGCAAGACAUUUGGGAAUCCAUCAGAUGUGACAUUUAUUGUAACAUGCUUACUUACUGUGAUUGCAAAGGAUAUUGAAGUUAGUAAUCCGAAUACUCACCCAACAAAUACAUGCUUGCUAAGUUUUUUUGGGAUAUUGUUGAGUUUCAUUACAGGUAUUACAAGAAUCUACAAUGUCCAUGCAACUUUUGAUCAAAUUCUUCUUGGGUGGGAAUUGGGGAUUGUGAUUGGACUGAUCUUACAUUAUUGUAUUAGAAAUUAGUUCAUUAAGCAUGUUGAUGAACUUCUAGAAUCUACAUUGUUAAGAUAUAAGCUCUAUGAUUAACUCGUGAUUUCUACUGCUCUUUUUAUGGUAUUUUAUGGGAUGCUGAUCUCUGCAUAUCAAUAUUAAAAGCUGGUAUUCAAUGAACCAUAAGCUUGGCAAACUAAUUUUACUAGAAUAUGUGGGAAUCAGAAGGUAAAUCGCUGGGAUAUGGCUGCACAAGAUCUAAUGAAUGGCAGCAUGCUAGCACUUGCUUAUGGUUCUUAUCUAGGCAUUCUGUUUUACAGUUAAUUCUUGGGCUAUAAUAUAUCCAAGUCUGAGAUUAGUGUGCCAUCAACUAUUAGAGUUGUGAUAAGCUCGUUCUUGGUUAUGAUAUUUGUUGUGCCAAUCGGAUUAUUGCCAAACAUUAGUGAUUUCAGAUUAGCAGCAACAUUCUAUUAUUUGAUACCUUCAUUUGCUUUUGGAUUUGUUGUGUUUGGAGUAAUGGAUAAAAUAUACUCAUUAAGGUUGAAAUCAUUAUUUGAGCAUCACAUAUAAAAAUACGAUUUGGUACUAAGAAAUUAAUAGAAAUAGCAAUAAGGCUAAGUAUAAUUACAAGAAUCACUACAAGUUGAAUUAAUUCAAUUGGUUAUACUUAAAUGA
Molecule: messenger RNA, 939 nt
Organism: Stylonychia lemnae
Lineage: Eukaryota; Ciliophora; Spirotrichea; Sporadotrichida; Oxytrichidae
Source: the annotation of a GenBank genome assembly